Molecule: messenger RNA, 366 nt
Organism: Pseudocercospora fijiensis CIRAD86
Lineage: Eukaryota; Fungi; Ascomycota; Dothideomycetes; Mycosphaerellales; Mycosphaerellaceae
Exons: 2
Source: RefSeq, a predicted model, not a curated record
AUGGACUUCGUCAACAAGGCUCAACAGGCUCUCGGCGGCAACAGCCAGGGGCAGCAGCACGAGCAGGGUCAGCAGCCACAGCAAGGAAGCUCAGGCGGUGAGCAGAAGCAGGGCGGCAUUGGCGGUUUCCUCAGCGGACUCGGCAACAAAGCCAACGAAGCCGCUGGCGGUGGGCGUGAGAGCGAGAAGAAUGAGGACUACCUUGACAAGGGCAUCGACUAUGUGCAAGAGAAGUUCAUGGGCCAAGGACCACAAGACAACGAGAGCGCCAUCGAGCAGGCCAAGGAUGAGCAGAUCUCUGAUUACAUUCGAGGACAGUACAAGAGCGCAACUGGCAAGGAGUUCUUUGUGAAGGACAAGCCCACU